UUCUCAUUGAACCCUUGUUCUUUCUUUUGCCGUUGAAGCCUUUUCUUCAUUUCUCUGUACCAAACGGCUGUUCUGAGCACAAAUUCGGCGUGCCUAUCCUGAGCAAAUCCAACAAAAAAAAUUGGGAUUUUUACAUGAUUUGGGAGAUUGGUUUUGUCAGUUCCUUCUUCGAGCCAGCAGUUCAACUGCUACUCCUGCAGACACUUGAUUUCAUGUUGCAGAGAUUACGGGUCAUUCGCAUGAUGUUUGUACUUCAAAGGAGGAAAAUUAGGAGCAGGUGAACUGCUCUUGCUUACCCUUGCCGUGUUUUCCUCUUUCUCUAAUAUCAAAUUAACCCAUUUCUAUAUUGAUUUCAUGUUGCAAGAAUUGCUCACGUGAUAAUUGUACUUUCAAGGCGGGAAAUUGGGAACUUUUUGUUAGGUUAGGCUUCCUAUUUAUCAGUGCAUGGUGCUGGCUCCUCUGUCCUAUGAACUGCAAGAAGAAGCAUCCUGAUCUUUACAUCUUCUACUUUGGAGUCUCUUCGGUUCCUUCUGCUGCGAUUCAUAUUAUCAGUCAAGGAAUCCUUUAACUUGAAGAUAACUUAAAAGGCUAUCAAUGUUGAUGUAGGAUGGGUUAUGAGAUGCCCAUCUUGCAAAGAAGAGAGCAGAGUUGUAGCAAGGACCCGAGUUGGGAUUGCUGUUGAUGAUGGUACGGGCUCCAUAAACACUGUUAUCUUUGGCCUUGAUGCUGAAAAGCUUAUCCCAUUUACAGCACUUCAAUUCUGGGAAGCUCAUACUGAGGAGCUUAACUUUUCUGCUGAAUUAGCAUCUGCAAUCAGAAAGCAUUCGAUUGUGUGUUUCAUUCGGUACUAUGAGUCAAAUUAUCAAGGCCAAAAGAAAGGCAAGUAUAAUAUUGUCAAGGCAUACACUAUUGAGGAAUCAGUUCACAUUCCAAUGGCCAUCACAACUGGAGAAACAAAUGAAAAAAUUCCAGAUCUUCAUGCUACUGUCCUGCAGCCUGCCAAGGAAAAUGAAUUUUUCAGUCCAUCAACCAAAAAAUUGCUUGAUACCAUCGCUGAAUCAUCUGCUACUGCAAACGAAGUGCCGCCUACAGUGACCACAGCAAAAAGGGCCUUGGUUUUUGGAACUGUGCCUCCUGGAAUUGGUUUGAAUUCUGCUGAAGCUAAUGCACCUACCUCGCUGUCCACCAAUGCACCUGGAAGUCCUUUGAAGAAGCAGCGUGAUGAUGAGCUCUGAACUUCCUUGAAGCCUUUUGAAUUGCUGAUUUUGCUAAUGUUAAAGCACUUUACAGCUGCAUUUCUAAUCUUGCAUCUUUUGACAUAAUAUUGACAUCCAUUAAGAAAUUGUUCUUUUGUGUACCUUAAUGGAUCUCAAUAUGUGAUCUUUUGUAAUUGCAGCCUAUGAUUGGACUUUAUAGUAAGCAUUUAGCAAGUCAUCUCCUGUCUCUGUAAGAC
Messenger RNA from Coffea eugenioides, 1453 nucleotides. RefSeq lists its product as uncharacterized. NCBI's taxonomy places the organism in Eukaryota, Viridiplantae, Streptophyta, Magnoliopsida, Gentianales, Rubiaceae. The transcript is spliced from 6 exons. The record is from RefSeq and is a predicted model, not a curated record. The coding region runs from base 615 to 1235 and encodes 206 amino acids.